GGCUGAAAUAAUUUUCCAUAAUAGCUCCACUUUCCGCUACGCCAUCGCCGUCGUCUUUCUCACAAAAUCCGCCGGCAAUUUUACGGCGAUCUAGAGCCUCCGGCGAGGGCUAACCUGAGAGAGGGUUACUCUUCUUCUCUGAAGCAUUCACCUUCGUUACCCGCGAGAGAACGAGUACUGGUAUAGCGUUCUAUCGUUGCUUGCUUCGCUCCGCGAUGGUUUUAUCUCGCAAAAAGCUUAAGAAGAAGUUUCGGUCCCUUCUAGCCGAAUCCCUCGCAGCCCAUGAAUCCAAGGAACCGCACAAAGAUGCUUCGAGCGCGGCAGGAGUUAAUCAAGAGUUGCAGAUCGUUCGAGAGCUCCUGGUCACCAAAUCUCGAAGGCCUAAGCUUCUGAAGCGAGGAAAGAGGGGAAAUAAGCAGCCAUUACCGGAGGAAUUGGAGAAUGGAGAUGGAAGCUUGGAGGAUUGUCAAGGAAGCGUGAAAAAUGAGGGUUCCGUUGAUUUGAAGGCGAAAGGUGAGGGUAAAAAGAGAAAGAGAGUGGAAGAUGGAGGCCAGGAGCUGGACGAGGGUUUCAAUAAGGAGGUGCAGAAGUUGGAGAAAAAGAAGAAAGAUAGGCAAAAGAGGAAGAAAUGGAGAGAAAUGAAGCUUGAGAAGAAGGGGAAGGAGCGAGUGGAAGGGCAACAGGAGAAAAUUAAUGGUGAUGAGAUUGAUAACCUGAAUGGUGUGGGCAAAAUAGCAGAAGUGGUAGUGCCAAUGCAAGUUGAUGAGAGUGAAGCAAAGAAAGUAUACGUAGGAGGCAUUCCAUACUAUUCUAGUGAGGAUGAUAUAAGAAGUUUUUUUGAGGACUGUGGAACUGUAACUGAGGUGGACUGCAUGACUUUCCCUGAAAGUGGAAAGUUUAGAGGGAUUGCUAUACUUUCUUUCAAGACAGAUGGUGCCGCCAGAAGGGCUUUAGCUUUAGAUGGCUCUGAUAUGGGAGGCUUUUUUCUAAAGAUUCAGCCUUACAAAGCGAGCCGCAACCCAAAAUCCGAUUUUGCGCCGGAGAUUAUUGAUGGAUACAACCGCGUCUAUGUUGGGAAUUUGGCUUGGGACAUAACAGAGGAUGACCUGAAGCAAUUCUUCUCAGAUUGUAAGAUCUCAUCAAUCAGAUUCGGUACAGACAAGGAGACCGGCGACUUCAAAGGCUAUGCUCACAUCGAAUUCGCCGACUCCGUCUCCCUCACCAUCGCAUUGAAGCUUGAUCAGAAGUUGGUGUGCGGCCGGCCGGUCAAAGUGCGAUGUGCCGUGCCGAG
Molecule: messenger RNA, 1291 nt
Organism: Phalaenopsis equestris
Lineage: Eukaryota; Viridiplantae; Streptophyta; Magnoliopsida; Asparagales; Orchidaceae
Product: nucleolin 2
Molecular function (GO): RNA binding; zinc ion binding
Source: RefSeq, a predicted model, not a curated record